Molecule: messenger RNA, 5655 nt
Organism: Myxocyprinus asiaticus (Chinese sucker)
Lineage: Eukaryota; Metazoa; Chordata; Actinopteri; Cypriniformes; Catostomidae
Exons: 7
Coding region: 60-1082 (340 amino acids)
Biological process (GO): interleukin-15-mediated signaling pathway; T cell activation; positive regulation of ERK1 and ERK2 cascade
Cellular component (GO): external side of plasma membrane; membrane raft
Molecular function (GO): MHC class II protein binding; protein tyrosine kinase binding
Source: RefSeq, a predicted model, not a curated record
UGAUGUUGAAAUGAAACGAUGUAAGUAUAUAUGAAGAGAAAGACUGACAGAGACAGAAAAUGGCUGAUAAAUGUGAUAAAUGUCUGCUGGGACUGAUAAUUCUCUGCCCACUUCUUACAGGUAUCAAUGGAGUGGAAGAGACUCGUGUGUUCUGCAGUUUUGGUGAAGAUGUCAUUCUGCCCUGUAAUAAUGCUCUUUCUGACUGCAACUCAACUACAUGGAACUAUAGUAGAAAUAGAAAUUCAGCUGCAGUUGAACUGUUUGCUGGAGGGAUGAAGAAGUAUGACAUAGAGAGACAUGAGAGACUGAGUCUGGGGUCUAACUGCUCUCUGAACAUCGAUAAAGCAACAGAAGAAGAUCAUGGUCAUUACACCUGUCUGCAGUAUGUGAAUAAACAAAAACACGGAAAUGAUGCCAGUGUUUUACUGCAUGUCCUACAUAUCUUUCCAUCAUCCACACAGAAUGAGAUCAGACCAGGCAACUCUGUGACUCUCUCCUGUCAGUUGUAUUCACAUGAUGGAGUCUCUUGUGAUAUUUUGGACCAUACUGAAGGAAUCCAGCUGUUCUGGGUGAAUCAGGCUGGUGUUAAUCUGCAGACAGACUCCAGAUAUCUGAUAUCAUCAUCAGGACACUGUAACAUCACUCUGACUACAACACUCCUGAAUGAAGACAACAACAUAGAGUGGAGAUGUCAGGUUAAUGAGAGAAAUGAAGUUAAGACCUCAGCCAGCUACACUGUCAAGUAUUUGGUUAUUGGAGUGGCUCUCUGUGAAAAGGUUCAUUGGGUGGGAAAGGAGGAAAGGGGAAACUUGGGAUUUCAACUCAAAGUGAUUGUGAUUGUUGUUGUGAUUGCUGCAUUAGCUGUUCUCCUUUCUGCUCUUCUUUGGGUGAUUUGUAAAAAAAAAAAAGAGCAGAUGAACAAACAGAGCAGAUAUACAGAUGCUGACGGACUACAAAUGACUCAAGAUGCAGUUCUUUCUGAUGAUAAAGUAACUAAUGCUUCCAUCAGAGGAGCAAAAGCUGGACCCCAGGAGGACUGCAGUGAACUUUAUGCCUCGGUGAACAAGACUACUCGCAAAUAAAUCAAACAAACAAACAGUCAUUAAUUACACAAAGCAACACUGAAUGACCCUAAAAUACCAUGAGCAGAGGAAUAUGAACCCAGUAAAACCUAUUCCAAACAGUUUAAUUCAAUUGCAUAUACUGUAUUUCAAAUGUUAAUGUGAGAUUUCGGUUGAUGCCUGGGGAGUUUUGGUAUGUUUUUUCAGGAUGUUUAUGUCUUUUCAAUGAUUAUGUAAUAUUAGUGUCUUCAUUAUGAAUACCAAAUUAACCUAUUUCCUUGUGUCUACAAAAAUAUUAUGAUUAUUAUAAUGACUUACAGACAUUUACAGGACAUUUUUUGAUUAUCUAGCAACGUUUGAUCUUGAAUCUAAUUAUUGCUAUCAUUUAAUAUUUCUACUCGUAUUAAAUACAAAUUCACUUUUCUAACUUCUGUCUGCUCUAAUGAGAGGGCACUAGCUUGCCAAUUUCACCUGACAGACUAAUACAAAAGCAACCCCCUGCUUGUUUUAUGUAUCUACAUGCACUUUAGCCCAUGUAAUGUAGAGCCCAAUCUGUGAGUACUAACCACACCCCUGGAAGAGCACAGGAGCCUCUGGACUUCCAUCAUUGUUUCAGGAUCACAUACGAAUCAAAAGCGUCCCCUCUUGCAAACCUAAACAAAAUGGAGCAACCUGUUCUUUUGUCACUACCCUCAACAAAGUGUUAUGGAGGGCCCAUUCGUCCAUCCUCCAGCCCAGGAGCCCAUUAACAUCCACUGUUUUUAACAUCACCCUUGACAAAGAUGUAAAUCCUACAAAGGUCUGAGUCACUGCACAACAGUCACAUGAAAGGUACAUGUUUAUAACAGAAUCAAGAUCAUUUAAUUGAUAGAGUUUACUGAUGGCAGAAUGUUCUCCAGAAUUUUAAAGGCAGAAGUCAGCAAUUCAGCAUAACAGGUUGCCAGUAAAUUCAAGGAUCUAACUAGUAGUGGCUCAUGACCAAAGAUAUAGGUAGGGCAGAUCUUGCUUUUUUUUUUUUUUUUUUUUACAUUAUUCAACUUAUUUAACCACAAACGCGCUGACACAAUAUGAGGUGUCCUUGCAUUAUUCCACCACAAGGAGGCUCCCUUAGAACAUAAUAUUGAUUCUAAUAUUCUAAAUAAGAAUGCUUUAUCUUAAAAUGUUGACUUGUAGAUCAAAAUCUAAAUCAAAUGUUAUUUUAUUUUAUAAUGUUAAGUGUUGUUGAAAAACCCCAGGGAGGAGAGAGAGAAACAGAAAUAUCUACAUGCCAUUUACACAUUUCCACACUACUAAAAAACGAAAUGCUUUAUAAUUAUAACUUUUUAAAUCACAGUAAAAAAAAAAAAAACUGAUUGAUUGUCAGAACAAAGUUGUUUGAUGGCCAGUUUGAAGGGACUGAAGAGAAAGGAAACACUAUUGUUGUGUUAAAUAAACUAUCGUUUAUCGAUAGUGCUCGCCAUGUUCAAAAUAUGUCACACUGCUGGCGCGCACUAAUACUAAAGUAACCUUUGCUUUGGCACUACGUUUAUGGGCAGAUUAAUUUCUGCACCAAUGGGUUUCAAAAAUGGGUCUCGUUGCAUUACCAUAUUUGACCACAUAUUUCCAUUGGAAAAACUGAGGGGCGCUGUGGAGUUCAGUAGGGCAGCAGACUCUCUGCCCACAUACUUGUAUUUCUAUAUCAAACACUGUGUAACGGAGCUUUCAGCUACUUUACGACUUAAAAAUAUGGUAAAAGCUUAUACUUGGCCUGCUUUUAAAUACACAUGUCAGCAUUUUGAACACAUUUACGUGCACACAAAUUACAUUAUUUACAGUUUAUAGUAUGGAUCUAUGUUUUUAAGUUGAUGAAGUUGAUUUUAGUCUGCUCAUACAGAUGAGCCGCAGCUGGAUCUAACACCUUUUUAUUUUAUUGUGUACUUUAUUUAAUUCUCUUAUCUAAUUCUUACUGUAUGCACUUACGGUAUAUGCAUGUGUGUGUAUCUCGUGGUUUCUAAAUGUUGAGUUGUGUAUGGAUGCACGUGAAAUGAUGAACUUCAGAUUAACAAAACUGAUUGUUUGAAUGUUAAUGCAAAUAAGCACCUGGUUUGAACUUUAUUUGAAAAGGUUAUUUUAUUAAGACAUCUAUAAAAAUAGACAACAGGCAAUGACAAUGACUAAAACAGGCAGAGUCUAAAACAUAGACGGACAGACCCGAUUAAUAACAGAUACCAAAUAUUAAUGAAGAAAAUUAUGUUCCAUGAAUUAUUUACAUUUUUAAUGAAACAUGAAUAGAUGAAAUAGCUGAGGAUAGAAGAUGCCCAAAACUAUAUUUAUAAAAAUACAAUAAAAGUUUAGUUCAGUGUACCAAAAAAUGUUAAAGCUCAUUCAAUAAGCAUAGUCAGCACAGCAACAUUACCAUUUAUGACUUAUAUUCUUGUGUAUAUUACAGUAUAGGGCUACUUAUGUGGCUUUGUUACUUUCCACCCCUACAUACAUAUCAAGGAUGAAUCUUUAUCCAAACACCAGUUUUAAAGGUACAGUCUGCAGCUUCUGAAACAGCACCAUGGAGACUUCAAGAGUUAUCUUAACUUUAUGGCAAAAAAAUAAAAAUAACUUUGCGUUUAAAAGUGCAUGUACAACAUUUACACAGAGGCAACAUACAUCCUCAUUACCUUGUAGCUCCUAAAGGUGGCUGUUGUACCACCAACAAUCGUCCAGUUGCAGCAAUUACAUACAGUAACAGUCAUCACUUUCUCUGCAAGUCCCCCAUGUGUUUACAUAGUUAAUGUGAUUACUUUUAUAAAAUUACUUUUCUAACUUUCUUAAUGAAAGUGGUCAAGAAACAAGUUUUUUUUUUUUUUAUGUCUUAAGUCUAUCAACUUAUUGAGGAAUAAAGGGUUAAUGAGAGUCACUGACAGAUUCAAAAGUGCUGCUACUGUAAAACAGCUGCUGGAUUUGUUUUUGGUACUGCAGUUGAACUUUCAAUUACUCUUUGUAAACACAGAAAAUUAUUCAUAACAUUUCUGUCACUCUUACUGAUAUAAAUGUAUAUCCUUUCUGUACUGUUGCCUUUCUGAUCGUUUUGCUCUUUGUCCAUACUUUCCAGGCACUGUUGUUAUAAUUCUGUCAAGUCCAGACACAUCAAGUCCUUUCAAAUAGCACAUUAGGAGUAUACUACAAUACAGUCCAUCUAUGUACAAAACUAAUUUAUUAUGAUUUCCAAAAGUCCAGUUGAACCCAGAACAUACUGCUACCACAAGUUCUGAUCAGGAAGUUCUGCUUCGUUCAAGUCAUUUCACAUAAUGCCAGGCCAAUUACAAAACUUUCUGCAGAAUAACUACACAAUAAAUCACAUUUACAGUAAAUGAAAGGAGGAGUGACAGAGAUAAUUUGUGUGAUGUCGGACAGGGAUAAAGCCACAAAUGUAAAUCCUACAUCACAUUAUCGCACAGAAGUAUAGUACUUUGUCAAAUCUGACAACAUACACUUGAAGCCCUUUUCUGUUUUAUCAUGAUCUUCACAGAAAAGUUCAUCCACACUUCAGAUGGGUCUUCAGAAGGUACACUGCCUUCAAUUUCUCAGAUUGGCUGCAUUAACUGAAUGGGCUCUAUUUUCAUGACCACACAAGGCGCAGCGCAAUGCUCAAUGAACUUGCGCAACGCCGUAUCUGAUUUUCGUGAGAGCGCUAAUCCCAAUUUUUGUGCCAGCGCAAGUGGGUGUUGGUGGGAGUGUUUGCGCUGUCUGUGGGUUUAUGCCCACAAACUGUGGGAGUAUUGUAUGCUGAUGAAGUGGUACAAAGCACAAUUUGCUAUUUACCUGAGAAAUAGGUCAUUGCAUUAAGACGUUUCAAAAGCACGUCUCAGACGUAUAACUCAGUUCCUGCAUUUGCAGUUUGGAGAUUCCACCAGCAGGUGGUAAUAAUAAUGUCCAAACUCUGAAAAUAUAGUGGAAUAUCAAAUUAUGUCCCUUAUAAUCAGUUGUAGCCAUUUUAUGAAACAAAAAGUUAAGAGAUUUGUUAAAUGUUCUAUAGUUCAUGGUUUAUUUUUCAAUUAUUAUUCUUAUUUUGUUUUAAUUUAAAAUUGUAUUUAUGAUCUAAUCUGUAUUGGUAUUUUUCACCAUAGAGUGAUUUUUAGAGGCCGGUGGAAGUUGGGGAGGGUAAAUGUUUGGAUUUUACAGCAGGUGGUUAAACAUUUUUUUGACCACUUCAUGGUUUUAAUUAUAUUUUCAUUAAGUUUUAAACGUAAUUUGAAUUUAGAAAUAUUAUAAGUUUUUCGUGUUUCAAUAAAUGAAUAGAAUUUCUAAAGCAAAAUCGACAGGUAGAAGUGAAGUGCGUGCCAAAAAAAAAAAAAAAAAAAAAAAAAAAACUCAAUCCACAAUCUAAUCUAAGCUGAUACAAUCAGUUAAUACUACCCAUGAUUUGUGUGUCAGUUGAUCAAUUUGAUUAAUAACACUAACAUUUUCUAUAAUUUAAUGGAGCCAACAUUCAAGUCCUGACGAAACAGCAUGUCACUGUCAUAGAAGACUUACAUUCAACAAGGAUGCAGUUAAAUGCACAAAAGAAUGCAAGUCCAUAUUUCUAUUCUUCUAAUUCACUGCAUACAGCCCAUUUACACUA